AUGGCUUCGGGAGAGAGAGGGCAGGUGCGGGAAGUCCCCUUGUUAAAGGAUGUCGGGUUGGCGAAGAGGGAAGCCUUGUUCGUGCAGAAGGUGGAGCUGUGCACGGUGGUCUACCGAUUCGACAACGAGAUGGGCAUGGGCAACAACAUCGAUGCGACGGAAACCCGGGGGAAGGAGCUCAAGCGACAAACGCUGAUGGAGCUGUUGGAUUUCGUCAACACACAGCCGGGGGAGAAGAUGCUUACGGAGUCGUUGUAUCCGUGCAUCAUGCAGAUGGUGUCGGCGAACGUGUGUCGAGCGUUGCCCCCGGCAACCGACGACUUCGAUCCUGAGGAGGACGAGCCUGUCUUGGAACUCUCGUGGCCGCAUUUACAGUUGGUGUACGAGUUCUUUCUUCGGUUCGUUGUUUCGACGGAGGUCAACGCGAAGGUGGCGAAGAAGUACAUCGACCACAAGUUCUGCUUCCAGCUCAUAGACCUCUUUGACAGCGAGGACCCCCGCGAGAGAGACUACCUGAAGACUAUCCUCCACCGAAUCUACGGGAAGUUCAUGAACCACCGCUCACACAUCCGGAAAACGAUCGGGAACGUCUUCUUCCGGUUCGUGUACGAAACGGAACGUCACAACGGCAUCGGGGAACUGCUAGAGAUCUUGGGUUCGAUCAUCAACGGGUUCGCGAUCCCAUUGAAGAAGGAGCACCUGCUCUUCCUUCAGAAGGCGCUCAUCCCCCUGCACAAGCCCAAGUGCGUCUCCCUCUACCACCAGCAGCUGAGCUACUGCAUCGUGCAGUACGUCGAGAAGGAUCCAGAGACGGUCAUGCCGGUGCUAAGGGGGCUGAUCCGGUUCUGGCCAUGGAGUUGUUCCUCGAAGCAGGUGCUAUUCCUCAACGAACUGGAGGAUGUGUUGGAGCUACUCAUGGAUGAACAGCUUCAGCAGGUGCACGACAAGCUUUUCCACCUCCUGGCGCAAUGUCUCGCAAGCCAACACUUCCAGGUGGCGGAACGGACGUUGUUUUUGUGGAAUAACGAGCACUUGGUGAGCAAGGGCUGCUUCAGCAGGGGAUACACACACUCAAUACUGCCAGUCAUCUACGGCCCCCUCCACAAGCACUCGCUGGGGCACUGGAACAACACCGUGGAGGGCUUGGCGCAGAACGUGCUCAAGAUGUACAUGGAGUUCGACAUACAUCUCUACGAUAGGCGGAGGCGGCGCAAAGGAAGGAGGAUGCCUGCAAGAAGUGGGCGGUGUUGGAAGAAAAGGCUCUUUCAAAGUGAAAGGACUCCCCUCUCCCCUGUACAAGGCCCAACUCCCCGCCACCGGUACCAUUUGUGUGUCCCCCCAUGACGAAAGAGUGCACCAUGGGGCUGUGGUUUUAUUUAUUGUUCAUGCUGAUGCCUCCCUCCCUUUUGAUGGUUGAAUCCGGUGCGGUUGUUGGAAUCUAUCUCUCCCGCCGGAGGUUGGUUGCUUCUUCCCCACGGUUUACCCACAUGGUACGGCUUAGCACGAUUUCCUUGUGAUUUGCUGCUUGUCCGAGCGCGGGGAAAGGGGUGGGUUAAAUCACCUGCUGCGGGCCCCCCGCUUGCGACAAGAAAGUGCCAAAGAGCGGGUUGAAUUUUGGCGGAAGCUGGAGGAGUCAGGGCUUGAGAGCGAGGGAAAGAACUAGGGCGGCGGUGGUGGCCUUGGAACCGACGCUCUUUCAGCGUCGACGUUAUUGGCUGAAAGCUCUUGCACGGCCGAUGCUGUUGGCGGAAAACAAUCUCUCUUCUCAUCAUUAUCAUCAUCAC
This is a messenger RNA of Ectocarpus siliculosus, 1784 nucleotides long. The record is from the annotation of a GenBank genome assembly. NCBI's taxonomy places the organism in Eukaryota, Phaeophyceae, Ectocarpales, Ectocarpaceae.